Messenger RNA from Rubroshorea leprosula, 439 nucleotides. NCBI's taxonomy places the organism in Eukaryota, Viridiplantae, Streptophyta, Magnoliopsida, Malvales, Dipterocarpaceae. The record is from the annotation of a GenBank genome assembly.
AGCUGAAUCGGAGAGUCUUGGCCACAGCUAGUGCUCAUGGCGAACUCGGGACAACCGGGCGAUUUCUUAUAUCUCCCAUAUAUGAACCCUGGAACUGACUCUGAUCCAACGGACCCCUUGGAUGUGUCUGAAUAUCUUGCCUCCCCACUGAAUCCAACCAUGGAGACGGAAUUUAACAGCCAGCAACAUGGUCAACCAGCUGGAACGAAUCAUCAAAUUAGUUUCUCGGGGCAGCCAAGUUCAUAUCAAACCAAUAUCAAUGUUCAAACAACUCAUAUCCCAAAAAUGACUGCAGAGCAGCAGCCUAGGAGAAGGGAAAUCAACAGACAAAGCAGGAAAAAAAAGAAGGUAUAAAACUAUAUAUCUCCUUUAACUUUCUAUUGAUUUUUUCAUUGUCAUUUAAUAUUUGCAUGCUAUUUAGUAAAUACUAGAUAAGAUG